This is a messenger RNA of Colletotrichum aenigma, 555 nucleotides long. Its product is annotated as 54S ribosomal protein L12. The transcript is spliced from 2 exons. The record is from RefSeq and is a predicted model, not a curated record. Bases 1 to 555 code for a protein of 184 amino acids. Lineage: Eukaryota; Fungi; Ascomycota; Sordariomycetes; Glomerellales; Glomerellaceae. Gene Ontology annotation, molecular function: structural constituent of ribosome. Gene Ontology annotation, biological process: translation. Gene Ontology annotation, cellular component: ribosome.
AUGGCGCUCUCUUGCAGAUACGCAGCCCAGAGCUGCGCCCGCCAGCUCCGUUCCAGCAGCUCUCUGCGGGCUUCGACGACCCUCUUCCAGACCCGAACCCCCGCGACCGCUAGGAGGCACAACUCGACCGAGGCUGCAGCACCCACGAACCCCAAGAUCGCCGCUAUCGUCGACCAGAUCAGCACCCUUACCCUUCUGGAAACUGCCGACCUCGUCUCAAGCUUGAAGACCAAGCUCAACAUCCCCGAUCUUCCCGUUGGUGGUUUUGCUGCCGCCGCUGCCCCCGCAGCAGCCGCCCCCGCUGAGGCCGCCGAGGAGGCUGCGCCAGCCGCCGCCGAGAAGAGCGUCUUCAACCUCAAGCUGACUGCUUUCGACGCUGGUGCCAAAGCCAAGGUUAUUAAGGAGGUCAAGAAUUUGCUCGGUCUCAGCUUGGUGGACAGCAAGAAGUUCGUCGAGAGCGCGCCGAAGCUGAUGAAGGAGAACGUAGCCAAGGACGAGGCUGAGAAGAUUAUCGCCACGAUGAAGGAGCUUGGUGCCACCGUCGUUAUGGAGUAA